CUUCACUCACGCGCUUGGCGCUAUUUGCCACGGAAGGUCAUCAAGUGCAAAACCGGCUGAGGCAAUAACACACUGGGUAAAGACAUUACACUUGCCGGUAGGGCCGGUGGGUACGGAAUUAAAUACGGACCCCUGAGGUUCAACAGUCAACGAUUAGGAAACCGUGCACUAUGUAUUUACAGCAGGAAGAGUGAGUGAGUGAUUGUUUAAGUCUGUCAGAUUCAGUAUGUCUGCAUGGGUGCAGCAGGAGGCUGGUCCAACCAGUUCUGCUGAAAUCAAGAAAUCAGAGCCCAGAGGCCAGGAGAAGAAAUGCUCAUGGGCGUCUUACAUGACAAACUCCCCCACCUUGAUUGUCAUGAUCGGCCUCCCUGCCAGAGGCAAGACGUACAUGUCAAAGAAACUCACACGCUAUCUCAACUGGAUAGGAGUUCCAACAAAGGUGUUUAACCUGGGGGUGUAUCGGAGGGAAGCAGUUAAAGCCUACAAGUCUUAUGACUUCUUCAGACAUGACAAUAAGGAAGCCAUGGAGAUCCGAAAACAGUGUGCCUUGGUGGCCCUGGAAGAUGUAAAGACCUACCUUAAUGAAGAAGGUGGACAAAUAGCUGUAUUUGAUGCCACAAAUACAACCCGGGAAAGACGGGAUCUUAUAUUCAGUUUUGUACAGGAGAAUUCAUAUAAGGUGUUUUUUGUGGAGUCAGUAUGUGAUGAUCCAGAGGUUAUAGCAGCUAACAUCCUGGAGGUCAAGGUUUCAAGUCCAGAUUAUCCAGAGACGCACAGAGAGCGAGUCAUGGAUGAUUUCCUGAAACGCAUAGAAUGUUAUCAAGUCACUUACCAGCCACUAGAUCCUGAUGAAUAUGACAAAGAUUUGUCCUUCAUUAAGGUGAUGAACGUGGGUCGUCGGUUUGUGGUGAACCGUGUUCAGGACUACAUCCAGAGCAAGAUCGUCUACUACCUCAUGAACAUCCACGUGCACUCGCACUCCAUCUACCUGUGCAGGCACGGAGAGAGCGAACACAACGUCCAGGGCCGCAUUGGAGGAGAUUCUGAACUCUCCCCCCGAGGAAGACAGUUUGCGAGCACCCUGCAUGAGUUCAUUGAGGAGCAUAAGCUGUCUGACUUGAAGGUUUGGACGAGCCAGUUAAGAAGAACCAUCCAGACGGCUGAAGAGCUGGGAGUUCCGUAUGAACAGUGGAAAAUCCUCAAUGAGAUCGAUGCUGGAGUAUGUGAAGAGAUGACCUACGAAAUGAUCCAGAACACGUUCCCAGAAGAGUUUGCUUUAAGGGAUCAGGAUAAAUACCACUACAGAUACCCGGGAGGAGAGUCGUAUCAGGACCUGGUUCAGCGGCUAGAGCCUGUGAUUAUGGAGCUUGAGAGACAAGGCAAUGUACUAGUCAUCUGCCACCAGGCAGUUAUGCGCUGCCUACUAGCCUAUUUCUUGGACAAGAGUGCAGAUGAUCUGCCCUAUUUGAAAUGUCCCCUUCACACUGUCAUGAAGCUCACUCCAGUUGCUUAUGGCUGCAAAGUGGAGAUGUUUUAUCUGAAUGUGGAGGCAGUGAAUACACAUCGGGACCGGCCACUGGGGAAAGUCAGACGAGACUCCGCCCCUCUGCUAAGGCGGAAUAGUUACACGCCCCUCUCCAGUCAUGACCAGGUUAAGCGGCCCCGCCUCUACAGCGAUGGCAACCGACCCUGGCUGCCCCUCACCCCCUCCCCCACCACCCUGCACAUCCCCAACUCGCCAGACGGGGCGCUGCUGCUUCAGCAAAGCCAAAUAAACCUAUUUACACUUUCAAAGGCCAAGUGAAACCAAGGGUUACACAAAGUGAAAGGAUCAUUUAUAUACUGUGAGCAUAAGUGAACACUAGAGUUCAAAGAGUUGAAUUGUUUUAAAUUAAAAAUGUGAAGUGGUUUAGAUUCUGGUACUUAAAGAUCCUAAUACUCUCCUUAUGUUUAACUUUACCUUCAUCUUUUUUUUUUCUUUCUUUUUUUUUGAGGACUCCUUGUGUGAAGGAAUCAACUUUGACUGCCCAGACGAAGCUAAUGACUGUUUCCGCUUCUGAAUGAGAUGGGCGAAUUUCCAAAAUCCUGCAUGAAAAUGAAACUUUGCUUUUAGGUACUGCUUGCUUUCUCGGUGACGGAACUACAUUUCCCAUCAGCCCCUAGCAUGACAAAUCACCACUGCUGUGACUGAAAUGAAUCCUAUAAUUUAUCAUGAAGAGAUAUAUAUGCCCAGUUAUUUUAGCUGAUGAUGCCUUAAUGAAGACUGUUUGAUCUGUUAUAAUUUGGACACGAUGUGGGUUGUGAAAAUGAUGAUAACCUCAGUACAGAAUUUGUGUUGCAAUACAGUGUUGUUUGCAGCAAUGGAUUUUCCCAGUCAUAACUAUUACAACACAGACUCUAGUCAGUCAUCAGGAUGAAGAAAAGCGUAUUUCAGGGAAUCAGUGGAAAAGAGAUUAGAGGAACAGUUUAUAUAUUAAAACAAGUAAGUUUGUGCACAUUGUGGCUUAAAAGGAAUGCACUUGAGAGAUUUUUAAUGAGAAUGAAAUUUUUUUUUUCUUGCAAAUUUUCUUAAAAAGAAUGAUAGUCAUAUGGGAUAUUGCACAAAGUUCAGGCUAGUGAUGUAAUAUUUUUAUAGAAACAUUUGUGUGCAGCAUCCGGACAGAUCACAAGGAUUUGUAGAUCGCCGUAUUUAAAUGAGGUAUAUUUAAUAGGUCAGGUCACUGCUGGAGAUGCAACAAAUAUAGUUGUUUUAUUAUGGUUUUGAAUGUAGUCUGCGCUCUUUAAGCAAAAAAAAGUUUUCUCUGGUUAUGUGUUUGUUACAAAACUGAAAUGACUAGCUUUACAAGUAUUUUUGUGUUAAGGAGCUGCACUCAAAACACAAUUCACAUCUCGAUCAACAGCAUGUCAUCAACCAAGGACACUGCAUAAAACAAGUUAAAUAAUGUGCCAUCUUGACUACCUUAUGGUUGAAUGUUUAAAGAAAAAAUGUCUGAAGUUCUGUAUUUUUCCACUAAUUCUUUCCAUUUUUUAACAUUUGAAUCAUGUUUUGCCUCACUACUUUAUUUGUAAUGGUGCGACAUUAUUUUUUAAAAGUGCAAAUAUUCCAUAUACUCUGAGUUUAAUGCUGCAUGCAUUAUACUAAAUUAUAAAUAAAUUGGCAAAAUACAGCUUGUGCUGCUGUGAUCAGUGUCCAGGGCAUGAACAUCAUCAGCACUUGUUCAUUCAGUCCUUCUGCAUGACACAAAGUUUUCAUGAGAUAUCCAAGAAUGCAUUGCCUUUAAGAAAGUGGCUAAUGUGAUUGCACAGUACAAACUGCACCAAAUCUGACUCUGAAUUUAUAUGAUUCAUAUAAAUAUUAGUGCUGUCAAUCGAUUAAAAAAAAUUAACUAAUUAAUCGCACAAUUUUUUAAAAUUAAUCGCGAUUAAUCGCGAUUAAUCGCAAUUAAAAGACUGAAACUUUUUGGAUAUGUAAAUGUAAAAUGUAAAUAAUUAAUGUAAACUCAAGACAAAGAAACUAUUUAAAUUCAAAAUAUGAUUGUUUAUUGGAAUUUUUGUUUAACUUGUAACACAGAUUUUCUCAUGUAAACAACAUACCUGCAAUAAACCAUCAAUAUCCUCCAAAUUAACUGUUGGCUUGAAAGCCAUAUUUAUUACAGAAAUAAAAACACAGGCAUGUAAGUACCAUUUGAAUUUCAAAACAAUCAAUGCCAAUAAAAAACAAAAAUGAUUUCCAUGUUGAAUUCUAAGUGGACUGCAAAAAAAUUCCAAAGUAUAGUCAUUGCCAGUGCUUUAAGUGGGCCAGUAUGCACCAGUACUCAGUACCGCCACUUCCAAAUAUAGCUCUUGAGCAUACCGCCACCUCUCCGUGCGCCCAGAACGUGCUUGUAGCGUACCGGUACGCUCAUUUGGACAUCUGUUUUAAUAGAGGUUUUAAUCUUUUACCUGCACUACCGAUUUUCAGAGCGCUAUUCACAAUGCAAGCUUCCUAAUUCAUCCCACCCAGAGCAGAAACUACAUUACCCAUUCACCCUUAAGUUAUACAAGUGAAUAGCGCAUGUGUCGCUUUUCCCACUGUUAAGUGUCAACAACUCAACGUGGCCGGAGAAGGUGUGUGAAACUCGUGAGUUAUACUAAAGCAAAAUCUUGAGUAUUUAUUGUCUGAUAAACAUUAAAAACUGUCUGCGGAGGUUGAGUCGUCCUGCAGCCCCCGCUGGCUGUUCAUUGGCUGCAGCAUCUUUUUUCUAAGUUCUAAACAAAUACCGUAGACGGCAAGGCACAAAUUUAGAUAUUCAUUUAUCUAAUUAAUCAAUAGCCUAUGCACAAAGACAAUAUGAUCUUUUUGUUCCCUUUUUGUUUUAAAGCUUGAUGAAGAGAGAGAGCGCAAGUUGCUGCAGCUGAGGAGGACAGUGAUACGCGCGUACAGGAGUGAUUGACAGUUCGCGGCACUGUGUACAAAAAAUACUCCGCUACACAAUUAUUUCGUUAUUUUUGUUUAAGCUUAUUAACGUUAGCGUUACAGAAAGGUCUGAUUUACGCACUGUUACAGUCAUUGUUUUUUUUUUUGUUUUUAAACAAUGACAUUAGAGUUCAUGAUUUUAAUGUUGCUGUUUCUUGUGGCAGACUAAAUGAAGAGUAAUGUUUCUUGUGGCAGACUGAAGAGUAAUCCGGCAGAGUUUUAUACUGAAACUUUCCGUCUAAAAGUCCUUCCUUGGUCUUAUCCAUAUUUCUUUGCACGUUGAACACACAUAGGCCACAACUGGAAAUAAAAAAAACUGCAACCGCGUUAAUUGCGUUAUUUUUUUUUAACGCGUUAAAUAUUUCAAAUUAAUCGAAUGCGUUAACGCGCUAAUUUUGACAGCACUAAUAAAUAUAUGAUUCAUUUUCAGACUUUGGAAAACUGUCUGCAAUGUUUGAAAUAUUGCUUUCUCCAAAUACAAUUAAACAUCUGUUAUGUCAGAGUUACAUAAA
Messenger RNA from Carassius gibelio (silver crucian carp), 4968 nucleotides. RefSeq names its product 6-phosphofructo-2-kinase/fructose-2,6-biphosphatase 2b (gene pfkfb2b). The coding region runs from base 227 to 1804 and encodes 525 amino acids. NCBI's taxonomy places the organism in Eukaryota, Metazoa, Chordata, Actinopteri, Cypriniformes, Cyprinidae. The transcript is spliced from 16 exons. Gene Ontology annotation, molecular function: 6-phosphofructo-2-kinase activity; ATP binding; fructose-2,6-bisphosphate 2-phosphatase activity. The record is from RefSeq and is a predicted model, not a curated record. Gene Ontology annotation, biological process: fructose 2,6-bisphosphate metabolic process; fructose metabolic process. Gene Ontology annotation, cellular component: cytosol.